ACGUGCGUGCUAUAUAUACAGACCCUUUCUUCCUCCCAGUCCAGAAACCACAAGCACUACCAGCAAGAAAACCACACCACAGCUUUCCUGCUUCUUCUGCUGCAGAUUUCCAGUUUCAGGCCUCGGGGAGAUGGGUGACGCCAAGUCGUCGUGGCCGGAGGUGGUUGGGGCGCCGUCCGAGGUGGCCAAGCGGAAGAUCCUCAGCGACCGCCCGGACGUGCGCGUGCUCGUGGCUCCCGUCGGCUCCAUGGUCACCACCGACUUCGACGACAAGCGCGUCCGCGUCUUCGUCAACACCCGCGGCGACGUCGCCCAGGUCCCAAGCAUCGGCUAGGCCGGCCGAACGCGCUCCAUUAUGCAUAGUGCUAGGGUUCCCGGCAUGCAUGCAUCGCCAUGGUUCGUGCGGCCGGGUGUGUUAGCAGCCAAGAUUAUUAUGUAUUGUCCGCGUACGCACCUAUGUAUUCAUCAUUGUGUUGUACCUCCAUUGCAAUAAAGCUCACUGAUUGUG
Molecule: messenger RNA, 508 nt
Organism: Hordeum vulgare subsp. vulgare (domesticated barley)
Lineage: Eukaryota; Viridiplantae; Streptophyta; Magnoliopsida; Poales; Poaceae
Product: subtilisin-chymotrypsin inhibitor-2A-like
Exons: 1
Coding region: 131-334 (67 amino acids)
Biological process (GO): response to wounding
Molecular function (GO): serine-type endopeptidase inhibitor activity
Source: RefSeq, a predicted model, not a curated record